This is a messenger RNA of Chelonus insularis, 5853 nucleotides long. It is a transcript of the gene fra, whose product is annotated as frazzled. The coding region runs from base 369 to 5081 and encodes 1570 amino acids. Gene Ontology annotation, cellular component: plasma membrane. Gene Ontology annotation, molecular function: protein binding. The record is from RefSeq and is a predicted model, not a curated record. NCBI's taxonomy places the organism in Eukaryota, Metazoa, Arthropoda, Insecta, Hymenoptera, Braconidae. Gene Ontology annotation, biological process: cell-cell adhesion. The transcript has 11 exons.
UAUACACAGGUAUUUAUGCAGCUGUAUCGAAGAAAAUUGUGUGUGAGAUUGAAAGCAAGUUGAAUGGCAGCAAACGACGCUUACUUUUUCAUUUUCUCUUACACGCUUCAAUAUGUCGUCUAAUUAGGGUUCACUAUAGACCCAAUAAUUUAACCUGCCUUAAAAAAUGUCAUAAUCGAUAAAAUUGCUCAUUAUCAAGUGCAUUUCAAUAUUUAUUAUCAAUUGAAGUUGAGUUGGAAUUGAGAACCAAGACAUGAGAACUAAAUGGAGAUGGUUUAAUUGUAGACUAUAAGGACGAAUUCAAUUUUCGGAGCAAAAAGUUUACUCUUUUAUAUUGAUAUAAUCAUAAUAAUACUUAGAUUUUACUAAUGGAGAAAAUUAUUCAAGUUUUUUUAGCGUUACUAAUUACAUUAAUUCCACGAUGUAUGUGUGCGGAAGGUUUAGACUUAAUAAUUGAACCUCAAGAUGUAAUUGUAGAACCCGGUGGUUCAGCAAGACUUGAUUGUAAAGCUUACAACACGUAUGCUAAUCCUGUUAGUAUUCAAUGGAGAACUGAAGAUGGACAAUUGAUAAAUUUUAUAGGUGAUAAUUAUCGUUCUCAACUGCCUAAUGGAUCACUUUAUAUAAGUAAUCUUUAUCCUGAAAAUUCAGAGUUGAUUGGUUCUUAUCAGUGUUUAGUUUCUGUCGAAAAUGUUGGCUCUAUUGUCUCACGAGCAGCAGUAAUUAAACUUUUAACUUUACCGGAGUUUGACCAAGAACCUCAAGAUGUGAUUACAUAUCCCGGUCAAACUGUUUAUUUAGGUUGCAGUUUAACAAACUCUGAUAUAAGUAAUAUAGAGAGAGAUCGUCUUCAAGCUACUAAACAAAUUCAAUGGCUUAAAGAUGAACAUCCGUUAAUUUUGGAUGAGAGCAGAAUGACUCUUUUAACAUCAGGAGCUUUGGAAAUCGAUGAUGUUCGCCUUGAAGAUAUUGGAUCUUAUCGAUGUAAUGUCAGUAUGUUUAGUCAACAUCGAUUAAGUAGGAAAGCACAAUUAAUGCUUGAAGCUGAACAGUUUGAACCAUCUCCAUCACCACCAACAUUCAUUGCACGGCCUAAACCUCAGAUUGCUGUUGAAGGAUCCACUAUUACUCUUGAAUGUGUCGCAAAUGGAGUUCCAAAACCAUCGAUUCAUUGGCUUAAGGAUGGAAUAGCAGUAGAUUUAGCAGCUCUAGAUUCCAGGUAUCGAAAAAUAGCAGCUUCCAGUUUAAUGAUUACUGAUAUUAUGGAAGAAGACCAUGGAUCAUAUCAGUGCAGAGCUAAAAAUGAGAUUGAAACACUUGAUGCUGUUGCCCAAGUCAUUGUUCACGUUCCUCCAAGAUUUAUUAAAAGACCAGAAGAUAAAGUGGCUAAUGAAAAUCAAGAUUUAGAAUUUGAAUGUCAAAUAUAUGGUAAACCUGAGCCAAAAGUUACUUGGUUAAAAAAUGGAGAAAAAAUUACGUUAAGUGAAUAUUGGCAGCUUGUUAAUAAUAAUAAUUUAAGAAUUAAUGGACUCUUACCAAUUGAUGCUGGUAUUUUUCAAUGUAUUGGAACUAAUCCUGCUGGGAAUAUUCAAGCUUCUGCUAGACUUGUGAUAAAUAAACCAAAAAAAGAAAAAAAUCUAUCAAAAGCAUCAGUAACAACAACGCCCAAGACGAUUAAUAAAAAAAAAUUAUUUAAUCGUCAAUUUCAAAAGCCAUUGUAUAAUAAUACUUGGCAACAUCCAAGUACUCUUCUUGGUCACACUUUAUCAGCAUUUACCCCAAAUCCACCUAAAAUUGAUCUUGAUCCUUUAGCAGAUGAUUCUGCUGAAUUACUUUCUGACAAAAUUUUAAUCCCAAAAUCCCUGAAUCACAAACCUAAACCUGAAACCCAUUUUUUAGAUAACACGGACAACUUUGACUCAAUAAAAGGUCAAGGUGGUAUACCAUCAGCUCCAAGGAAUUUAAGUGCAAUUAUUGUUAAAUCGAGAUUUGUCACGUUGAGUUGGCAAGAACCAGAGAAUACAAAUGAGGAUGAUCAGCUGAUUUAUUAUAUUUAUUAUAAACAAGAUGGAUCUCAAAGGGAACGAGUUAUAUCAGUUAAUAGACCACAGGAAAUGGUAGUUCGAGGCUUACAACCCGGAGUCACUUAUCAAUUUCGAGUAGUAGCUCAUAAUUCUUAUGGUGUUCAUGGAGUUUCUAGUAAUAUCUUAAGUGUAACAACACAUUCCGAAGCAAAUGUUCCUGGUCCUCCGCUUAAUAUUGAAGCUUAUGCAACUAGUAGUCAGAGCAUAAAAGUAUCAUGGCAAGAACCGAAAAUUUUCAAUGGUCGUAUUUCUAAAUACGUGGUAACAAUUAUGGAAGGCUCCGAUGGGGAAGAGAAAACUAAAGAAACAACUAGUACAACUUGUGAAUUAACUGAUUUAAAUCCUUAUACUGAGUAUCAAAUUUGGGUACAUGCAGUUAACGAAAAUGGUCCAGGAGCAUCAACAAGUGAAGUGAGUGUCAGAACUUUUAGUGCUCCUCCAUCUCAACCUCCACAUAAUGUAACCCUAGAAGCUGCCAGCUCUACCAGUGUGAUUGUAAGAUGGGAGCCACCUUUAGAAGGUCAAAAUGGAAUUAUAACUGGCUAUAAGAUUAGAUAUAGACCUCAAGAUAGGAGAUAUGAUUCUAAAACUGCCAUUACUGAAGGUAACAAACGCCUUUACGUUCUCAUGGGCUUGGAAAAGCGUGAAGUUUAUCAUGUAAGGAUAUGUGCGUUAAAUAUGAAUGGAACUGGUCCUUGGACUGAAUGGAUGGAAGUUGAAACUUAUGAAAAUGACUUAGAUGAAUCAAAUGUACCAAGUGCUCCUACUAAUUUAAGAACUAAACCUAUGUCUAAUUCAAUUUCUUUAUGGUGGAGUCCACCUAAAGAUGAAGGAAUUAAAGUUAGAGGAUAUAAAAUUGGCUGGGGAAAAGGUUAUCCUGAUGUUGAUCAUCAAGAGUUGGAUGGAAAACAAAGGUAUUACACUAUAGAAAAUUUAGAUCCAUUGUCUGAGUAUGUUAUCUCAUUGAGAGCAACAAAUGAAGCUGGUGAAGGACCACCAGUGUAUGCAAAUGUAAGAACUACUGAGAAAACUGCAUUAGAAUCCAUAACACCAUUGAUUCCUCCAGUAGGAUUAAAGGCUAUUGUAUUAUCUGCUAAUUCUGUUGUACUUUAUUGGACUGACACUCUAUUAUCUAAGAGUCAAUACGUUACUGAUAAUCGUUAUUAUGUUGUUCGUUAUGCUGCUUAUCAUCCACCUUUAAGGUACAAAUUUUUCAAUGCAACUGAUUUGAAUUGUAUGAUUAGUGAUCUAAAGCCAAAUACUUUGUAUGAAUUUACGGUGAAAACUGUAAAAGGCAAACGAGAAUCACCUUGGAGUAUGGUUGUAUUAAAUCAAACUUAUGAAGCUGCUCCAACUUCACCACCUAGAGAAUUAACAGUUGAUAAUUAUGAAUCAAGUUCAACAUCAGUUAUUUUAAGAUGGCAACCACCUAAACAACCUAAUGGUCAUAUUAUUGGAUAUAUUAUUUCAUAUUCUACGGACAAUACUAAGAGAGAUAGAGACUGGAUGGUUGAUGGAUUAUUGGGAAAUAAAACAGAAUACAUUGUUAAGGGAUUGAAACCUAGUACAGCAUAUUAUUUUAAAAUACAAGCAAGAAAUGGGAAAGGAUACGGGCCCUUUUCUUCGACUGUAGUAUUCAAAACUCUAUCAAGCAAUAAUUCGGAAUUCGAUGAAAUAUAUAAUCAAGAUGGCCGUGGAUUAUCAGGAAUGUUGAUCUACAUAAUAGUAGGUUGUGCUGUUUUAUUAAUAAUUGGAGGAGUUGCAGUGGUUGUUGUAUUUGUUUGUUGUAGAAGAGAGUCUGAUCGAAAAAAAGGAUAUUUGAAAGAUGCAGCACAAAAGACGAAUAUAAAGCCACCAGAUUUAUGGAUUCAUCAUGAUCAGAUGGAAUUAAAAGCUUUAGAAAAAUCAUCAGUGAAUGGAGGAGAAACUUGUACAAGUGGAAUAGCAGCAACAACUUCAGUGAACAAUACCUUACCAAGAUCAGGAAAUAAUGAUUACAAUCAUGAUUCUAAUCAUCCUACUUCUGGGUCUUUAGAUAAAAGGACUUAUGUACCAAGCUAUAUGGCAUCAAAUAAUUUGGAUGACAAAUGUUCAACGUUGAAUAGACAACACAGUCGCAGUAGUAAAUCAAAACUCAUUACACUCCCUGUAGAUAGUGGUGGUGGUAGUGGUGGUGGAUCUUUACAUCCAUCAAUUGCAACUGCAACAGCAACAGCAACAACCAUUGUCAAUUGUAAUAGUUCAUCUCAGCCAGCAAUUCAUUCAACUUGUUCAGAUUCAUCAACAAGAGAUUCAUCUAGAUCCAUUUACGGACCACGAACUGUUGCGCAAUACAGCUUAAGUCGAGCUCAUAUAACUUUAGAACCAACUCCGGAAUCUAAUGUAGAUUCAUGUUUGAUUUCAAACAGUAGUUACGAGCAAAGUCCAACUAUAAAUUAUUCCGGAACAUCUUAUUCGACAUCCAGUGGUGGCCAAUAUACUCCAGGUCACUAUCCAGGUGGAAGUAGUAGUGGCGGAGGGGGAAGUAAUAGUAGUGGUAGUCAAUUGGCAAAUACAACGCUAUCAUCAUCAGGAGGAAACCAUCCAUCUACUGGAGCUUUAUUAUCGGGGUCUCGAGAUUCUAAUAAUAGUACACCCGGUACAGAAUCAGGCAGUAUUAAAAGACUUCAAGGGCAUCCUUUAAAAAGUUUCAGUGUUCCAGCACCACCUCCACAAUCAGCUCCUUCAACCCCAGCACAACAAAAACAUCAUGGAGUUUCUCAAGCUAAUAUACGAUCUAAUUUAUCAGGAAGUCCUUACAAAAAAUCUGGUUCUUCCACCUUACAAUUAUCAAGUAAAAAUCGAUUAGCUUCGGUUUCCAAUCCCUGUCAUACUCCAGAAGAAAUGGAAAGACUAAAGCCUUCUUAUAGCACUGAAGAAUUGAAUCAAGAAAUGGCCAAUCUUGAAGGCCUAAUGAAAGACUUGAAUGCUAUUACGGCUUCAGAAUUCGAAUGUUGAUGCUACAAAUUAUUGAAGUGCCACUUUUUGCAGGUAAUAAUGAUAAUUAUUUAAAAAAAAUCUAAUUAAUAGUAAAAUUGAUGAUAUAAGUAAGCUUUGAUAAAAAUAUAAAAAUAUUAACAAUGUGGAUUUGAAUGGAUUAAAAUCCAAAAAGAAUCAUUUUUCUCUCGUUUUAUAGAGAAAAAUAAUAUUGACGAAGAUAUUGAUUUUUUUUAAAUCAAAAACAUUUUAAACACGUACAUAUGAUAUGAUUUUUUUUAAAAAUCACGUUUUAUAUUAAUAUUUUAAAUGAAAAAAAACAUGUGGCAUAAUAAUACGUACUAAAAACUAGUGAAAAAAAAAUUUAUGAAUAGAUUUUUAUUUCAUAUUUAUUUUGAUGAAACAUGGAAUAUCAAAGUAAUGUUCGAUAGUAAAUGACUGAAACAAAACUUUUGCACAAUCCCAGUGAUGAAAAACAUUUUAUACAAUAAAUAAGAAAUAAAAUGAUAAAUAAAAUUGAAGGUAGAAAUACUUGUGAAAAAUUUUGUAUAAAAAGGUAGAAAAAUCGUCAAAAAAUUGGUUACAUUAAUUUAUUUAUUAUUAUUUAAUUUGUUUACUAAGAAAAUUAAUCAUGAUCUCAUUAAUUAAAUUACAUAUUUUACAUUAAUAACAAACAAAUAUGUAAUUAACGAAUUAUACACAAUAAUGCAUUUUUUUUUUGUAUACAAAGGAACAAAACUUUAUAAUAUUUAUGAAUAAGUCACUGAAUUUAAAUACUAUUGUAUUUACAUGA